This is a messenger RNA of Anthostomella pinea, 456 nucleotides long. The record is from the annotation of a GenBank genome assembly. NCBI's taxonomy places the organism in Eukaryota, Fungi, Ascomycota, Sordariomycetes, Xylariales, Xylariaceae.
AUGCUCCGCGACCCGAAGCUGCAGGGCAUCUGCCUCGUUAUCGACGCACUGGACGAGUGUAUAGGUGGCCUACCGCAGCUACUCGAGUUGAUUGUCGAGACCUCGCAAGCAACCUGCGCUAAGUGCCUCGUCUCAAGCCGCAACUGGCCGCAGAUUGAAGAAGAGCUGUCCAACGUGGCGCACAGGCUAUCACUCGAAGUCAAUGCGAAGUCGGUCGCAGCGGCUGUGGACAGCUACAUCUUGCACAAGGUGUCCCAACUUAUACAACGGAAGAGCUAUCGAGACAACACUGCUGACGAAGUACGCCAGUACUUGUCGUCGAACGCUGACAGCACUUUUCUCUGGGUCGCCUUGGUCUGUCAGGAACUUGCGAAGACACGCCAAGGGAAUGCUUUACAGAAAAUCAAGUCUUUCCUGUCGGGUCUUGAUUCCCUCUAUCGACAGAUGAUACAAUAA